This is a messenger RNA of Macroventuria anomochaeta, 987 nucleotides long. RefSeq lists its product as uncharacterized. The record is from RefSeq and is a predicted model, not a curated record. Bases 1 to 873 code for a protein of 290 amino acids. Gene Ontology annotation, molecular function: hydrolase activity. The transcript is spliced from 3 exons. NCBI's taxonomy places the organism in Eukaryota, Fungi, Ascomycota, Dothideomycetes, Pleosporales, Didymellaceae.
AUGCUUUCCGCCGGCAUCGUCAAACUCCCUGACUGGACUGGCGUAGAGAAGAAGGAGAUCCAGAUCCCUGUGCGCGACGGCAGCUCAAUUCGCGCCGUGGUGUACCGCCCAGAGAACGCGGAGCCAGGACCGUUGGCUGUGUACUUCCACGGCGGCGGCUUCACGUUUGGAUGGCCUGAGAGCUGGGAGCAUGGCUUCGAAGUAAUGACCAAACAGCUCGGUAUCACGGUCGUGGGCGUCGCGUACCGGCUUGCGCCCGAGCAUGUGUUUCCCACGGCGGCGGAGGAUGCGUGUGAUAGCUUGAGGUGGUGUGCUGAGCAUGCUGAGCGGUUGGGUGCGAAUCCUGCAAAGGGGGUCGUUGUUGCUGGGACGAGCGCUGGGGCGAGUCUGGCGGCUGUCGCGGCGCAUGAUGCUGUUGAGAGGAAGAUGGAGCCGAAAGUUACUGGGGUGGUGUUGAUAGGUGCUGGGCUGGUGCAUCAUGAUGCUGUGCCGGAGAGCUAUAGGGAGCAUUAUAAGAGCCGCGAGGAGAAUAGGGAUGCGAUGAUUCUGGAUGUGCGGGGUAACGACUGGUUCUUUGAACAAUACAGACCGGAUCCUAAAUCGCAUUUUGCCAGCCCGCUCCUCUGGCCAGGCGGGCAUGGAGGGCAGCCGCCGACGUACUUGCAGGCUACGGGCAUGGAUCCGCUGCGUGACGACUCGUUGAUCUACGAGCAUGUUUUGCGGGAAGAGUAUGGCGUGCCCACGAAGCUAGAUGUGUACGCUGGGAUGCCUCACUGUGCUCCUGACUUCUUUCCCAUGCUGCCAGUUGCGGGCAAGGCAUUGGAAGACCUGAAGGCUGGUGUGGAGUGGAUUCUAAGCCAUAGGGCCGAGUAGUCCCGACGGCUGAUCGUCAUAGUCAGUGACAGCAUGGAAGCUUUUUCGCAGCGAGCAUUUGUCUCGACUCUAUACACGGUCUUCAAGACAUAUGAUGGUGUCUCAAAGUUGGUG